This is a messenger RNA of Spinacia oleracea (spinach), 2147 nucleotides long. Its product is annotated as ATP-dependent DNA helicase DDM1-like. The transcript is spliced from 8 exons. The record is from RefSeq and is a predicted model, not a curated record. Lineage: Eukaryota; Viridiplantae; Streptophyta; Magnoliopsida; Caryophyllales; Amaranthaceae. Bases 756 to 1598 code for a protein of 280 amino acids.
GAGUAUAAGUUAUUCGUUCAACUCGAUCAUUUCUAUGAUACCAUUAAUAUAUAUGUAGAUGUUGUUGAUGUGUAUUAUGUGUUGUUUGCUUAUCUCUGAAUUUUGGCAUACCAGUAUAAAGCUUUGGUUGACAAUUCAGAUUAUUGACACUGAGAAUCAAACUUAGUGCUUUGAGUGUUACAUCUUCUCUUUGGUAGUGUUUAAUUACUCUCCAUUGUUGUGAAUGUACUAGCUUAUCUAGGCACCAGGGAAAAGAAAGAGCUGGUGUAUAAGGUUGCAUCUUGACUAAUUAUAAGAUUAUUAGCAUAAUUGAUGGAUUGGUGGCUGUUGGAAGUGGCCAGAACUGGGCAUCAGAGGUAAUGAAGUGUUAUGGUAGGGAAGUCCAUGGGCCGUAAUUUCAUAAAUUAGCUGAAAUGGAAGUAUCAGUUAUUCGUUACUGAAUUAGUUUUCAUCUAGGGAUUCUGAAGGAUUUAGUGUUUAUGUGCGGUUCAGAAAUUUUGAAUCGAAAUCAUGCAAUCACACCUCACAAGUUAUCUGUAGCACCUAAUUAGACCUGUAUUCAUAGAUAAUUGUUUAUAAUUUUGUUUCAGGCAUUUAUGCUUUGUAUUUAAAGUUAGUUAUUGUCUGAUAAGUGAUAACAAGGACAAUGUCAUGUUGCCCAUUUCUGAAUUUAUGUAGGCUGUGCAAUUUCACUGAUGUAAGCCUCUAUAUGCUGUGGUGUACCACGUGGUUUGAGAGGAAAGCUUAACAAUCUAAUGAUUCAACUCCGGAAAAAUUGCAAUCAUCCAGAUCUCUUGGAAUCUGCUUUUGAUGGAUCGUACUUUUAUCCUCCUGUAGAACAAAUAGUUGGACAGUGUGGCAAAUUCCAGUUGCUGGAGAGGUUGUUGACUAAACUCUUUGCGCGAAAACACAAGGUUCUGAUAUUCUCUCAGUGGACCAAAAUUCUUGACAUAAUGGAUUACUACUUCAGUGAGAAGGGACUUAAGGUUUGCAGAAUUGAUGGCAGUGUAAAACUUGAAGAAAGGAGGAGGCAGAUCAAUGAAUUUAAUGAUGUAGAUAGCGACUUUAGAAUAUUUCUUCUCAGUACGAGGGCUGGAGGUUUAGGCAUAAACCUUACUGCUGCCGACACUUGUGUUCUUUAUGACAGUGACUGGAACCCUCAAAUGGAUCUCCAGGCAAUGGAUCGUUGCCACAGGAUUGGUCAAACUAAGCCUGUUCAUGUUUACAGGCUUGCCACUGCACAGUCUGUUGAGGGUCGUAUGCUGAAAAGGGCUUUUAGUAAGCUGAGGCUUGAACAUGUUGUCAUUGGCAAGGGGCAGUUUAAGGCAGAGAGGACAUUGAAUAACAUUAUGGAGGAGGAGGAUCUGCUGGAACUUCUCCAAGAAGAAGAAGAUGACGAAGAUAAGAUGGUGCAGACCGAAAUCAGCGAUGAAGACAUGGAAAAGGUGCUUGAUCGUACCGACUUGCUUGUUGCAUCAGGCGCAGCUUAUGAAGAUGCGAAGAAGGCUGAGAAGUUUGUGCUUCCUCUUAAAGGGCCCGGAUGGGAGGUGGUUAUACCAACCGCAACAGGUGGUGUCUUAUCCACUCUCAACAGCUAAUUGCCUAAUUCUACUCUUUACCAGUGAACAUGGAUGGCCACGUGUGAAUUUUGGGUGGAUUUUGUGUUUAUGCACCGUGGGGAAUAGACCUGUUCAACGGGCCAGGUUAGGGCCGGGUCAGAAUUAAAUGGGUCAGGCUGGGCCUAGCCUAUGAUUUUUGUGUUUAUGCACACUGGGGAAUAUAGCUUUUGCUCCUUUCAUUUUGUUUCAUUGGCAGUUAAAAAAGAGUAGGAAAAGGAAAGGAAAGGAAAAGCCAUUUAGAAAGGAAGCUGCUUUUGUAAAUUUUGUUGUACUUCAGCUCACUCGGCUAGUUGGUUGUGUAGUUUUGGUGCUGUGUUCCAACUUUUGUUAUCUACAAAGUAUUAGAUGAAUGAAUUGAUAGUUUAAGGAGCAGUUGAUCAGUAAAAUGCAGGUGUAUGAGAAUGAAAUGUAACGGUUAGGUUAGUUUACUGGUGGUUGAAUUUUGUCAUUUCAGAUUUUCAGCCUCGAAAUGAAGCUUGUCGAAAAUUGAAUAGCCAAAUGAAAUACAGCUGAAAUGGUAAGUUAAAA